AUGUCUCAUCCAAUACAUGAAGCCAAUGAGAACAGUCCUUAUGGUGACCUAACAAAGGAAGAGUUCUACAAGAAACACCACAUCUUCCACCAACAAAGCUUCAUGCUCAACAAUCACAACAUGAAAAUAUUCACCCAAUCAUGGCAGCCCGCCGACUCGAACCCGAACCCGAACCCGUCUCCUCUAAACGGGUUCGUGGGCAUGAUCCACGGAUACACCUCAGAAAGCAGCUGGCUCUUCGAACUAAACGCGGUAGCCAUAGCCAAAGCAGGUUUCUUCGUCUGCGCAUUAGACCUACAAGGCCACGGCUUAUCACAGGGCCCACACGAUCACAUCUCCGAUAUCAAUCCUUUAGUACAAGACUGCCUCCAGUUCUUCGACUCGAAACGGGCCGACUACCGGAAUAUUCCCCAUUUUAUGUACGGGGAAUCGUUAGGUGCCGCGAUUGCCAUACUCGUAUGCCUGCAGCAGAGGACAAUGCGGUGGAGAGGUUUGAUAGUGGCCGGAGCUAUGUGUGAGGUUUCAAACAAGUACAAACCUAUGUGGCCGUUGGAGAAGUUGCUUCCUAUUGCAGCUCUAAUUGCACCGAACUGGAGGAUAUGGAUCACCAGGGCUCCUACGAGCAGGUCGUACAGGGAGAGGUGGAAGAGGGUUCUGGUGGAGAGGAGCCCUAACCGGAGGAGCUGUGGCAAGCCAACUGCAGGAACUGCACUGCAGCUUCUGAGAGUGUGUGACUGUGUGAGGGAAAAGUGUGCUGACCUGGAUGUGGCGAUGCUGAUUCUGCAUGGUGGUGGUGACGUGAUAUGUGACCCAAAGGGUGCACGGUUUUUGUAUGAAACCGCGGCGAGUGAGGAUAAGACGCUGAGGAUCUUUGAGGGUAUGUGGCACCAGCUGAUUGGUGAGAGUAAUGAGGGUGCACAGCAAGUUUUCGACACCAUGCUGGAGUGGAUUCAAGCCAGAACUAUGUAG
Erythranthe guttata (spotted monkey flower) is the source of this 969-nucleotide messenger RNA. Its product is annotated as caffeoylshikimate esterase. The record is from RefSeq and is a predicted model, not a curated record. NCBI's taxonomy places the organism in Eukaryota, Viridiplantae, Streptophyta, Magnoliopsida, Lamiales, Phrymaceae.